UAGUUAGUAGCACUAGUAGAUACUUUCUCGGGUUACAUCGUAACAGGAGAUAAUUUCAGUUGGAAUUACGGUCACGAAUCUUUGUUUCUUCAAGAAUAGGAUCAAAACUCGAGAACAGUGUAGUCGGUAUUCAGUGCAGUAAAGGAAGUAGUUGAUAAAUUUGAUCGAUGAUAGAUACAUCACCAACGAAAACAACAAAACAUGCCUCCGAUACGCUUGUGAAUUGAUUGCACGAUUCGUGCAGAUUUGUCGUUUAACUAUUAAAGAUGUGCGUCACGAAAGUUUGAGCCUUACCGUACGAUGCAGUCCAUUUAUUGGACCGGAAGGUUGCUAACUCGGGCGAUAUGGAAUGGCAUAUCGAAUUAUACAGCGUGCGCCGAUCCUAAUGUGAAUAAACGUCGCGAAGCAUCAUUCAUUUCAGCUGUGUGUGGCUUUCCAAAAGAUUUUUCACGAGGACGUAUACGUAAGGGACAGUUCGGUGAUGACGCUUGGUUUAGUGCCAAAUUUAAGACUGUCGAAGUAAUAGGUGUAGCAGAUGGUGUAGGUGGAUGGAGGCAUUAUGGAAUCGAUCCAGGAGAAUUUUCUAAUUUUCUAAUGAGAACUUGUGAAAGACUGGUCUCUAUGGGCAGGUUCACACCUUCUGAACCAGCUGGUUUAUUAGCACGUAGUUACUAUGAAUUAUUAGAAAGUAAACAACCCAUAUUAGGUAGCAGUACUGCAUGUGUUAUAGUUCUCAAUAAAGAGACAAGCAGCAUUUAUGCAGCUAAUAUAGGUGAUAGCGGUUUUGUAGUUGUAAGAAAAGGAGAAGUAGUUCAUCGUUCUUCCGAACAGCAACACUACUUUAAUACUCCAUUUCAGUUGUCUCUUCCACCUCCAGGACAUUCUGGUCUGGUACUUAGCGACAGUCCAGAAUCUGCUGAUACUUCAAGUUUUGGUGUUGAAGAUGGUGAUGUAAUUCUUUUAGCAACAGAUGGUGUAUUCGAUAAUGUGCCUGACCAAUUACUUAUCACUGAAAUGCGUAGAGUUCAAGGAGAAAGAGAUCCUACUAAGAUACAAGGAGUUGCGAACUCAAUAGCCUGGAUGGCUCGUAGUUUAGCUUUUGAUGGCGCAUUUAUGUCUCCAUUUGCCCAAAGUGCUAGAGAAAAUGGAAUUGACACUAUAGGUGGUAAACCAGAUGACAUUACAGUGCUUUUAGCAACGGUGGCAAUAUAAUAAA
Molecule: messenger RNA, 1216 nt
Organism: Eufriesea mexicana
Lineage: Eukaryota; Metazoa; Arthropoda; Insecta; Hymenoptera; Apidae
Product: protein phosphatase PTC7 homolog
Exons: 5
Coding region: 301-1212 (303 amino acids)
Biological process (GO): protein dephosphorylation
Cellular component (GO): mitochondrion
Molecular function (GO): protein serine/threonine phosphatase activity
Source: RefSeq, a predicted model, not a curated record